GAAUGGGCGUGCCCUUAGCUGCGAGAGCGUUCCAGAAGGAGAGGCUUUCUUGAAGGUCAUGCGGGUGCUCGCCAGCGCGCAUAUACUCACUUGAUAAGUCAAGCACACGUCGAUUCUCCAUGAAUGCCCCCGCGCUGGCAAUGACCGCACACGCUGGUGGCGAAUGCUCUCGUGCGGCGUCGAACGUCACACGCUGUCUCGCGACGGCAAAUGGCUUACGCUCUCCGAGCCAACCUGUCUUAUAUGCGCGUGGACGGACUACCGACCUUAUAUAUGCACGCAUAUAGUCAUCCGCACUGGCCGACUGUCCUUAUGCGUCCUCGUCGACGGGUGCCUGCUCAUUAAUGCUGGUCACCAACUUGUGCAUCUUUUGGAACCUCACCGGCCAUUGCAGUGUGCCUCAUCGGCCGCAAAGGAAACCCUCACCGUUUUUUUUUUUUUUGGUUUCCUUCUGCGAGUCUACCGGGCCUUCGCCGGACAUCUCGACGCAUGCGUUCGUGAAUGUAUCUUGAUGCCAUACCAUGCAGCUGCUUUCUGAGCUGUUCUGCGACGUUAUUCCCUUCCUGAUCCAUCAUUGAGACAGCCAGCCCACCCGGCAAAGUUCGCG
Laetiporus sulphureus 93-53 is the source of this 607-nucleotide messenger RNA. RefSeq lists its product as uncharacterized. Bases 164 to 538 code for a protein of 124 amino acids. The record is from RefSeq and is a predicted model, not a curated record. NCBI's taxonomy places the organism in Eukaryota, Fungi, Basidiomycota, Agaricomycetes, Polyporales, Laetiporaceae. The transcript is spliced from 2 exons.